Molecule: messenger RNA, 2712 nt
Organism: Dunckerocampus dactyliophorus (ringed pipefish)
Lineage: Eukaryota; Metazoa; Chordata; Actinopteri; Syngnathiformes; Syngnathidae
Product: piggyBac transposable element-derived protein 4-like
Exons: 2
Coding region: 594-2315 (573 amino acids)
Source: RefSeq, a predicted model, not a curated record
AUAAUCGACAAUUAUUGCAGCAUAAACACCCAUCAUAAUUCAUAUUUUUGAAUGCAUUGUAAACCUAAUGUGCAAAAAUGCAUUUCCCAAGAUUACCACAUCAAUUGCUUUAUUUACAAUUGUACAGACGUAUGCAUGCCAAUUUUUUGUGUUGGGAGCAUUUACACCCCUUCACCAGUAGGUGGCGCCAGAGGCUCGCAAAUGAUUUCGCCUUUUUGCAGUCGGCUCCAAAACGAUGCAUCGAUGUACAACAAUUCCGUUCGGGAUGUUAGUAGGGCUUGGUGGGGACCUCCAGACAUAACUGGCCGAGUUCUUUUUCAAAAAAAUAAAGUGUUAUCUUUUGAAUUUUGUACGUCUACGCAAUACGCAUGCGUGUGAGCGUCUUUAUUUCAAACGAAUGUUCUGCAUAGAGAUUGGCUCAGAUUUCGAAACAUGAAUGAGUUACGUUUUUGAAUCUCAACUAUGAUUGGUCCGCCUCGUGUUUGAAUUUCAAUUAAAAUUUAUUAGCCCGCGAUUGGUCAAAGCGGGGGUGUGGUGGUACUUGAGCUAUUAGUGCAACCACCAGAGUGAGUUGGACGCUGGAGAGUGCAGAAAUGGCAGAAAGUGCAGAGUGCAGAGUGCAGAAAAAGUUUUUUACCAAAGACGAAGCCCUUCAAGCAAUUUUGGCAACUGACACCGAAGACGAUUCCGGUUCUGAAACGUCAGAACAUGAGUCGUCGGGGGAGUUUUCGCCCGAUUAUCAGCCUAAUGCUGACGACAACAUCGAGGAGGACAGCUCCGAUUGGGAAGAAGAGGAGGGAGCCUCGGAUGAUGCUGCGGAAGUGGUCGGGCAGGACCAGGAUCCAUCGGGCAGCGCCGAUCAGACGGUAUGGAGCUCGAAAAAUAAAAAAGUGAUGUGGCAUCCAACCAACGAAGUGGCUGGACAUUACGUGCCUGCACGAAUUCCCACGCCUGGCCCCACGUUGUAUGCAAUAGCCAGGAUCAGCAGCCCGGAGACGGCGUUUGCGUUGUUUGUGGAUGAGGAGAUCGUCGCGAAAAUAGUCGAAAUGACCAACCUCCAAGGGCUCCGAACGAUCAACAACUGGUCUCCCGUCACGCCCCAAGAGCUGCGGGCGUAUAUCGGGCUGCUGAUCCUGGCUGGAAUGUACCGGUCCAGGCAUGAAGCGACGAGCAGCUUGUGGGGCGUCAACACCGGGCGUCCAAUGUUCACCAACGCAAUGGCUCAUCGGAGGUUUAUGGAGGUCAACCGAAUGCUACGUUUUGAUGAUAAGCUGCUUAGACCACAGCGGCACCAUGCGAACAAACUGUCGCCGAUAUCAGAUUUGUGGAGCAGAUGGAAUUUCCGGCUGCAGAAAAUGUUCAACGCGGGACGUGACGUGUGCGUGGACGAGCAGCUAAUUGCCUUUAGAGGACGCUGCAGCUUCAAACAAUAUAUGCCGUCAAAGCCUGCAAAGUAUGGCAUAAAAAUUUGGGCCCUCUGUGACGCUCGAACCUCCUACGCAUUGAUGCUGGAGGUCUACACCGGGAAGCCUCCAGGGGGCACGCGUGAACCCAAUGUAGGAAUGCGUGUGGUGCUGGGACUCACUGACGCACUGGAAGGGCACACAAUAACAGUGGACAAUUUUUUCACAUCAAUACCCCUUGCAGCAGAACUGAAAAAAAAAAGAAACUCACUUGUGGGUACUGUAAGGAGGAACAAGCCGGAGCUCCCUGCACAAGUGACACAAAUAACAGGAAGGCAGCCCCUCUCCAGCAUUUUCUGCUUCACCAAAGACAUGGCUUUGGUUUCAUACGUCCCCAAAAAAGGGAAAAAUGUGCUGGUGCUCAGCACAGCACACAAGGAGCCUAAAGUGGAGGACGGGGGCAAAAGAAAACCCCAAAUGAUAUUGGAUUACAAUAAAUCUAAGGGAGCAGUGGACCACCUGGACCAGGCGUGUGGCACAUACUCAACUCGCCGGCGAGCACAACGGUGGCCAAUGUGCCUUUUCUACCACAUGCUGGACAUUUCGGCCUUCAAUGCCUUUUUGCUGUACACCUCUGUGAACCCGGGUUGGAACGCCAACAAACUUUACAGAAGAAGGCUGUUCCUCGAGGAGGUCGGCAAUGCGUUGAUCAUGCCAGAGGUUCAUCGGAGAAAGCCACAGACCGCUGCUGGUGCGGUGCAGGCUGCAGUGCAGCAACAAGAGGCCACUCCUUCGCCCAAGCGAAAACAAUGUGGCCUCUGCACAGACAAACUCAUUGCAUCAAAUGCAUGCGAAAAGUGUGGUACCCCCAUUUGCCGCAAACACAUGAGGAGCAUCUGCAAAAACUGCUAAAAAAAAAAAAGUUCUGAAAAGUGUUCGUUGUUCUUGUUUGUUUUGAAAAGUAUUGUUGUUCUUAUUCUGAAAAGUGUUGUUCUUGUUCUGAAAAGUGUUGUUUGUUCUUGUUUAAAAUUUGGUAUAUAAAUUCUGUUAUAAAUUCUUCAUAGUUGUUGUGACUUUCCUUUUCAAGUUUAUAUAUGUAUGGAUAGCUCUGAUGCCACUGAACAUUUUGAGUGGUUGAAAGUAAAAAAAUAUUCAGAAAUGACUUAGUUAUCGCACCUCAAAAAAAUUUACAAUUAUUGUAGAACAAUUGUAUGUUUAGAGUUAUUAUACACAAAAAUGGCCAUUGCCAAAAAUAGGCAUGCAUAAAAAAAUGUUUGUUGUUAUAACUCAUUGACCUUUUCAAGGCUCU